Messenger RNA from Actinia tenebrosa (Australian red waratah sea anemone), 2673 nucleotides. RefSeq names its product protein O-linked-mannose beta-1,2-N-acetylglucosaminyltransferase 1. The record is from RefSeq and is a predicted model, not a curated record. Gene Ontology annotation, cellular component: Golgi membrane. Gene Ontology annotation, biological process: protein O-linked glycosylation via N-acetylgalactosamine. Gene Ontology annotation, molecular function: beta-1,3-galactosyl-O-glycosyl-glycoprotein beta-1,3-N-acetylglucosaminyltransferase activity. NCBI's taxonomy places the organism in Eukaryota, Metazoa, Cnidaria, Anthozoa, Actiniaria, Actiniidae.
UAACAGCGCCGCCGACCGUUCAUGAAUGAACCCAAGCUAAGACUAUUAGACAUUCGAAUGAAAAAUGUUUAUGUUUCUAUGGAGCGUUUAUUAGUUAAUUCAAAUUCUUUAAGACCCUAAAGCACGGAUACCAACAAUGACGUUACAUACAAUAUCAGAUCUUCAACAUUCCUCGUAAAAAGAUGUCUUCUUCGUCUUCUUCAUGGCGUCCGAAUCCAAACGCCAAACCGUUUCAUCCGAAUUCAGCAUUUUACAGCAUUUCAGUUCCAUGCAAAAAAGCUCCUUUACGCGUCCAAAAAAGAGGGAUAUUCGGACGUGUAGUUCAAUGGAUUCUAGUGGUAGUUCUAUGUGUAACUGUAGUUAUCAACAUAGCAUUUAUCCUGGAUACGACAGCCAAGGCGAGAGAAAACAAUUUCAAAAUGGAGAAGGACGCGUAUGAGGACAAGAACCCACUCGAGAAAACAAUUAAAUCAAUGGAAGAAAAUGAGAGUCAUAAAAUUCAUAUUCAAAUUUAUUCAAGCAAAGAUUCAGCUGUCAUAACAGUUGAUGGGACAAAGGUCUUAGUAGCAACUGACCCAGAAAAGGGGCGUGGCAUAAGUGCAGUGGUCUUAAACCAAGCCACCGGUGCAGUUAUGGCCACCAGAACAUUCGAUACCUACUCAUCGAAAGAGGACUCUGAUUCACUGGUGCUGUUUGUCAAUAUGGUAUCUGAUGGACGAAUUCUUUGCUUUACUGUGAAGGAUGAAGGUUCAAUGUCUUUAAAAACUACUGCCAGAAAUUUAAUGAGAAUUCUUGGAAGUGAGAACUUUGGCCGCUUUGGCUGGCGUGACACUUGGGGUUUUGUUGUUCAGAAGAAAGGAAAAAGAUAUGCAGAAGGCUUUCAAAAGUCAAAAUCGCUUGACACCUGGGCUGAGCCUGUUUCUUUUGAGGUGGCAGUACCAUUGCAGUUGGUGGAAGAGAGUGAGUGUCAUUGGGAAGAUACAGAGGGCAAUAGAAGACGGAAAGACUUUUGUAGUAAAUAUGAAGGAUAUGGAAGUAUAUGCAGCUGUUCAAACCCAGCGGCUAUCGACAUCAAAGCAGAGUCUCUACCUAAUAACCAACAGCUUGAGCUUCCAGUAGCAGUGAUAGCCAGUAACAGACCUCAUUACUUGUACAGGAUGUUAAGGUCAAUGCUAUCUGCCGUGGGAGCAAAGCCUGAUAAAGUGACUGUAUUUAUCGAUGGUUAUUUUGAGGAACCACUGGCUGUGGCGAAACUGUUUGGUGUUAGGGGAAUACAGCAUACACCAGUCAGCAGUAAAAAUGCAAGAAUAGCUCAGCAUUAUAAAGCAAGCCUUACAACAACCUUCAACCUGUAUCCCAAAGCAGAGUACAUGAUCAUUCUAGAAGAAGAUUUGGACAUGUCUCCCGAUUUGUUUAACUAUUUCCAACAACUUAUUCCUCUGAUGAAUGUGGAUGACAGUAUUUACUGUAUAUCUGCUUGGAAUGAUCAGGGUUAUGAUCACACAGUAGGCGACAAGGCCAUGCUAUAUAGAGUGGAGACCAUGCCAGGAUUAGGCUGGGUAUUAAAGCGUAAACUCUACAAAGAUGAGCUUGAACCGCAAUGGCCAACACCAGACAAGUUCUGGGACUGGGACAUGUGGAUGCGACUACCUGAGAUACGAAAGGGUCGUGAAUGUAUCAUACCAGACAUUUCGCGGACAUAUCACUUUGGUACCAAGGGAUUAAACAUGCAUCCGUAUUUCCAGGAAUUGUACUUUAAAAAACACGCUUUGAACACUGAACCUAAUGUCAAAUUAAACAUAGAAGUUAUGAAAAAAGAGAAUUACGAGAAAGAGAUUGAACGAUUUUUCAGUAUUGCUGAAGUGCUCGACCACUCCAAGAAUCCGUGCGCAAACUCAGACUUUAUCCCCCAAACAAAAGGAAAGACUUAUGUAUUUUAUAUCAAAAUGGAUCACCCGACUGACUGGGUAACCUGGAAUAGCGUAUCAAAAUGCCUUCAUAUCUGGGACUUGGAUGUUCGUGGUUUCCACAAGAGCAUGUGGAGACUAUGGUUUAAUAGUAAUCAUAUUCUAAUUGUAGGUUCUCCUGCUUCUCCUUAUUCCAAGCAUAAGCCGUCGAAUGUGAAUCCUAUAUAUAUUCCUAAGAAAGAGACACCAAAACUAAGAUAAUAACAAAGUUUGUUUUUAUAUGUCAGAAACUCGACGGACAAAAUCUGUUUGUGAUACCGUGGCUUCCAAAAUGCUGUAUUUUUUUCAAAGUUCUCGCUGCUCGYACAUCUUCAUUUGGAGUAACCUAUUUUCGCGAAAAAAAGCCUUUAUAUAUCACCGCAUUCAUUUUUUUUAUCAAAAAAAAAGUUGGACUAGAAGACGUAAUAUAAACAAAACGAAUAACAAUCCGAAGUCAUGAUGAAUUUUUCGAGUUCUUUUUGCUCCUAGAACGCGCCUGUAUCCGUCAUUUAUGCGAUGCCGGAAUGCAAUUAUUUACAGGACAAAUCUGAAAUAUUGUUAGCCUUCUGCAUUUUCCAGUCAAUUUCCAGAUUUUGAUGCAAAUAUUUAGGCUGUUGUUUUGUAGGCUAUAAUUUUCUUGAGCGGUUUCGAAGUUAACGAAAAAAAAUGUGCGCGCUCUUUUUUAUUUUAAGAGAAUGAAUAUAAUAUUAUACGAUUAAACUAAAAA